UGAUACCAUAAUGUUCAGUGCAUUGGCGCAUUCAUAUUCUACAGCGCGGAUAGCUUGACCGCAGUGGGUUUUGCAUCGUGAGCUAUGGCACGAGCGUUUCCGCAAAAGUAAUCUGAGAAGACCGAGGUUAGAAAUUGGUUAAAAUGGGCUGCACACUUCUGCUUGCGUGAAAGUCGUUACAUGGAAUGUACUGGUGAAAAGUUAUACGGCAGAUGGGGAAGCAGACAAAGAGGAAAAAAUGUAAACGACAGUCUGUUUUAACAUAAUACUGUCUCUUGCCAUCGCAACGGGAUCUAUCUUAAGAUAUCGACUGAAGAAGUGCCACAAACGUGGUACAAUUCUCCAAGAAAGCGCCACGUGCAAAUUGCCCCUCCGCCCACUCCGCUUCCCUUCAUUGAAUGGGGCUCCGUUGUUUCAUCGCCCCCAACGCGUUCAAAGGACGUCAGACUGAAAAUCCUUAUACGGAUUGACCAUGCCUGUAUCUUUGAUGCGGGGCCAGGAUCUGAUCUAUGCUGCCAUGCCCAUCAAUGUGGGACUGAAGUUCUACAGAUGGAGAGGACUGUAGAUGCGUUUGCCAGUCGCCAGCCUCGGUUGUUUGAUGGGGAGACCAUAAUUGGAAACAUGUAUGGAGCCAGCACAUACACUUGCAAGAUUAUGUGAUGAAGUCGAGACUGACAGACGGGCUUGACACUGAUGUCUCUAAAUGGAGAGACCUGGCACUCGGCAUUAAAAUGAUUUGCUAUGUCCAGUUUCCUGGGUGUGAGUGUUUGGUUCUUGCUCGUCCUUCACUAUGUGGCUGCAGUGAUGGACUGCCACCCGGGUUGUCGCUGUGAAGUCGAGAGCUUCGGCCUGUUCGACAGCUUCAGCCUGACCAGGGUCGACUGUAGUGGGGUGGGCCGUGGUCAUGGCCUGGUGGUCCCCAUCUCCAUCCCCCUGGACACCUCCUCCCUGGACCUGUCCUCCAGCGCCAUCCACACCAUCGCUGACUCCAUGCUCUCUGGGCCGGGCUACACCACGCUGGCCAGCCUGGACCUCAGCAACAACCUCCUCUCCAGGCUCAACAGCAGCAUCUUCUCCAGGCUGCGCUACCUGGAGACCUUGGACCUGAGCCACAACACCCUGGAGGAGCUAGCCCCCGGCUGCUUCUCUGGCUUGCCCCUGGCCGAGGUGGACCUGAGCGGCAACAGGCUCCAGGAGGUCAGCCUGGAGGUCUUUUCCAACAAGGGCCACGGUGCAAGACCUCUCAAUGUGGACCUGUCUAACAACCUGCUGAACACUGUCACAACUAGGGAUCCACAGGUGCUAAGCCCUCCUAACAUUCAGAGCCUCAGUCUGGCAGGGAAUCGUCUGAGGGCCGUGCCCAAGCUGCAGGGCCUCCCUCUGAGGUCUCUGAGCCUGGACGGCAACCCCAUCCUCAGCAUCGAAAGGCACAGCUUCACAGGGCUAAGGGAUCUGGCUUACCUGUCUCUCAGUGGGUUGUCUGAGCUCACCUCCAUCCAGCUCCAAAGUUUCAGUGAGCUGAGCAGCCUGCAGGUCCUGGACCUGUCCCACAACAGCAGGCUGAGACCACUUAACCCUGAGGUGUUUAGCGGACUGGCUGCCUUACAGGAGCUCAACCUGUCCAACUCAGGGGUGGUGUCUCUGCCCAGCAACAUUCUCCACCUCCUGCCCAGCAUCAAAAGCAUCGUUCUCAGGGAGAAGGUAAACUGUUGGAAGACCCAUAGACAGGUGCAGUUCCACAGACAGAUAGGACAGUCAACAAGGGGGGAGGAAUUGACCUGUGAUGUCAUAGGAAUUGUUUUAUGAGUCUGCCGGCCUUAACAGGUUGGUCAAAAUGAAGAAGGUGGAGAAGCAGUGAGAGCCUCACAGUGAAACCAGCUUAUACAGUAAUCACUAUAUUUCAAAAUUCAGUCCUCAGAUUUGUGCAUCAUCAUCAAGGGUUGCACUCAUUUUCAAAAUAUAGCUUUUGUUCCACUGCUUCAAGGGAGUGUGCAAUAAAAUAACAGUGUAGAACAGUGGCCAUGGGCUAAUAAAUUAUGCUGGCAACUGAACUAAUCAUCUUGAUAACAUGACGACGCGUGACGAUUUACAAGGACAAAGUCAGAAAUGAUUACCUGCACUUGUUUUGCAGUUUUCAAUCCCUUUUCUAUUUUUGAAUUAAUUCAACUGAACUAAAUAAUGACAACUCAUACAGUGUUAUGACGCAUUAAUGUCCGACUAAUAAUGUAAUGAACCGUUUUAGAGGGCGUCAUAUUGUUAAACAUUACAACAAUUUCUGCUGGCAGAUAAUACCUUUUGAUUACUUGACAAUUUUCUUUUUUUAUAACAUUAGAAAUAUGUUUUUGCAACAUUUUCUACAGUAUUGCCUUGGACAUAUGUUGUGUAUAUGAAGUCUGUCAACUAUUGUUAAUGACUGAAACAGAGACAUGUAUUUUCAAUAAAAUGGAUGCAACACAA
Messenger RNA from Salvelinus sp. IW2-2015, 2457 nucleotides. RefSeq names its product tsukushi. The record is from RefSeq and is a predicted model, not a curated record. Gene Ontology annotation, molecular function: protein binding. Gene Ontology annotation, cellular component: extracellular matrix. Lineage: Eukaryota; Metazoa; Chordata; Actinopteri; Salmoniformes; Salmonidae.